This is a messenger RNA of Rhagoletis pomonella (apple maggot), 1586 nucleotides long. Its product is annotated as RNA/RNP complex-1-interacting phosphatase. Bases 196 to 1278 code for a protein of 360 amino acids. The record is from RefSeq and is a predicted model, not a curated record. Gene Ontology annotation, molecular function: protein tyrosine/serine/threonine phosphatase activity; polynucleotide 5'-phosphatase activity. Lineage: Eukaryota; Metazoa; Arthropoda; Insecta; Diptera; Tephritidae. The transcript has 8 exons. Gene Ontology annotation, biological process: protein dephosphorylation.
CACUAUGUGACGUUUGACGCUUGCUGUCGUGCGCGGUAAAUGUCAAGGUAAAUAUUUUUUAGCUACAAGAAAUAAACUAAUUUUGCUAAAGGUGAUUGUAGUAAUAUCGUAUAAAAGUUCAUAAUUCAAAGUUUGGUGUAUAAGUGCUAAAAUACUUUCUGCAAAUCGUUCAUCCACAAAUAUAUUUAUCGAGUUAUGGUGUCCUCAAUACCAGACAGAUGGCUGAGCUAUAAACCAGUCGGAAAACAGAUCGAGGGAACACGCUUCAUUGCCUUUAAAGUGCCGCUGCGUGAGCGUGUUAACGAAAACGUGAAUGAAGAACACCGACUCGAUGCCAAUAUUUUAUUGAAGACGGUUCCCAAUUUGGGGAUGAUUAUUGAUUUGACGAAUACCACCCGGUAUUAUAAUCCACAUAAUUUCAAAGAUAAGGGUUUAGAGUACAUUAAAUUAAUGAUUCCUGGACAUGAUACGCCCUCACCGCGCAUGAUUAACCAAUUCAAAACUCUGGCGAUGACUUUUUUAAACAAUAACUCUGAUAAUGAUAAACUGAUUGGUGUUCAUUGUACGCAUGGAGUCAAUCGCACUGGGUUCCUAAUAUGUAACUACAUGAUCUCUGAGUUAGAUAUGAAGCCUGAAGAGGCGAUAGACAAAUUCGCUGCUGCGCGUGGCCAUAAAAUCGAGCGCAGAAACUAUUUAGUCUCCCUAAAUCAUUUAAAGAAUGCGAUCAAAAGUGACAACAGUGGCAGUCCGAAAAAUGACUUCAAGGAUGAUUUGAUCGAUAACAACAAGCGAGCCAUACGUUCCAAUCAAACUCACAGCAAAGAGAUUUCAUCGUUGCAUUCACCUGCUCCAGAAUCAGCAUUACCGCCCUCAACAGAGGAGUUCGAUAGGCGUGAUCGAUAUGAGCGUUUUCGACAGGAAUCGAAUAUGCAACGUCAGCGUCACACGAGUGCUGCCGUAACUGCAGCCGCACAAUCUGAACAACAAUAUAUGGAUAAUAACUUUAACAGCGCACAGGGCAAUAGCUCGAACUAUAACAGGAGAUAUGUGAAUACUAGUCGUAACUGUUCGCAAGGUGGCGCAAAUUAUCCAUACCAUAAUAAUCAUAACAGCUACGCGAUGCACUCGAAUAAUAGUCAUUCGCGUGCGCCUGAUAGUCGCCGGUAUGAGGAAGAGCCAAGUCGUAUGCGAAAUGAACAUGUACCAAGCAGUAGCGAUCGUUAUAGUGGCGAACGCAGGCACGACAGACAUCGAUCUCAUCCAUAUCGGCGCGUAUAGCAUAUGAUUAGACUAAUAUUUGCUUUAAUUUUUUUAAUUUUGAGUAUAUUUAAUAUUUUUUCUCACCUUUACUAAUUAGACAAGUACAAUUGUGGAUGGUAUGUUUCAAUUAUGUUCACUUGCUAAUAUUUGUGCCAAAAUAUUACAAGAUACUGCCUACCGCUCCAAAAUAGUAAAUUUGGUUCUGCUUCCGCAUUUGAACCAUAGCAGUUGGUACAUUUAAUGGUUCCCAGCAAAAUAAUUUGGCUGAAUUCAGUGUCCCUCGUUCUGAGAUUUUAAGAAAAAGCAAUUGCUUAGUUUCUAUUCGU